Messenger RNA from Vicia villosa (hairy vetch), 1119 nucleotides. RefSeq lists its product as uncharacterized. The record is from RefSeq and is a predicted model, not a curated record. Gene Ontology annotation, molecular function: zinc ion binding. Bases 1 to 1119 code for a protein of 372 amino acids. Lineage: Eukaryota; Viridiplantae; Streptophyta; Magnoliopsida; Fabales; Fabaceae. The transcript has a single exon.
AUGGCAGUCGCACAAGAUGGAAACAGUAACGUCUUCCCAUUUGCCUUCACCCUAGUCGAGGGAGAGACCGGUGUUGGUUGGAGUUUCUUUCUCAAAAACCUCAAAACACAUGUGGCUUCGCAACUUGGUCUUUAUUUGAUCUCUGACAGACAAGCUUCUAUUGUGAGUGCAUACCCGACUAAUGGUUGGCAUGACCCCCCUUCUACACAUGUCUUCUGCAUUAGACAUAUUGUACAAAAUUUCACGCGAGAGAUUAAAGACAGAGCUCUCCGCAAAUUGGUUAUGAAUGCAGGGUAUGCAUUAGCUCAACUAUCGUUCAAACAUUAUCGUAGAGAGAUCAAAUUGUCAAAUCCAGAUGCAGGUACUUGGAUUGAUAAUAUUCUAGUGGAGAAAUGGACUUGGUCAUACGAUAAUGGACAACGAUGGGGCCACAUGACAACAAAUAUUUUUGAAUUAAUGAACGAUGUCUUCAAAGGCAUACAAAACCUCCCUAUAACCGCUUUGGUAAAAUCAACAUAUUUUAAGAUGGCUUCGUUGUUUGCACAAAGAGGUGAAAGGUGGGACGCGAUGUUACGAUCUGAACAAUUAUGGAGUGAAUGUUGCACAAGAUUUAUCAAGGCAGAAGGAGCCAAAGCCAACACACAUGUGGUUACAAGGUUUGACCGACAUAACCAGAAUUUCAUGGUCAAAGAGAUAAUCGACCAUAAUGUGGGACUACCAAGACAAGAGUAUUGGGUUAUACUAGAAGAACGUUGGUGCGAUUGUAGAAAGUUUCAAGCAUUUUGUAUGCCUUGCUCCCAUGUCAUUGCAGCAUGUGCCCAUUCUCACAUAGAUGCAUUAACACUUCUGUCUCCCAUUUACAUGUCCGAGACCUUGCUAUAUAUAUACAACACUGACUUUGUAGUGGUAGCAAAAGAGGAUGAUUGGCCUGUGUAUGAGGGGGAAAUUGUUUGGCACUACGACCAAAUGCAAAGAAAUAAAAAGGGUCGUCUCCAAAGCAAGCGUAUCAUAACUGAAAUGGACGAGCUUGACAAGCUAGAAAGAAAGUAUGGUUUAUGCCGUCAAGUCAGACACAAUAAAAAAAAUUGUCCCACACGUGCUAGUGGUUCAACCAAUUGA